Striga asiatica is the source of this 321-nucleotide messenger RNA. The record is from the annotation of a GenBank genome assembly. Lineage: Eukaryota; Viridiplantae; Streptophyta; Magnoliopsida; Lamiales; Orobanchaceae.
AUGCAUGAGAAUGGUCGACCUUGGCGCUCAUUGGGACCCAAUACGUUUUUCCUCAUCUCCCAAGUAAUGGACAUGAUCGAGGACCUGCCCACAAACAACGACAACUUUGAAAAGACUGACUUGCGUCAGCUCAAGGUGCUUUUAAAUUAUCUCCCUGGUAAUGACUUCAAUGACCUAUUCCGAUUGGCGUCCAGUUUCGGUCAAGAGGACAGGAAACAAGCAAAGGUGAAAUUUUUUAUAUACGGCUUGCCAAGUGAUAGCCUAUUCCCGAGGAAUAUCCUACACUUUGCUUACUCUUCCUUCAGUGUUCAUUGGCUCUAG